Culex quinquefasciatus (southern house mosquito) is the source of this 569-nucleotide messenger RNA. Its product is annotated as ejaculatory bulb-specific protein 3. The record is from RefSeq and is a predicted model, not a curated record. NCBI's taxonomy places the organism in Eukaryota, Metazoa, Arthropoda, Insecta, Diptera, Culicidae. The transcript has 2 exons. The coding region runs from base 41 to 451 and encodes 136 amino acids.
CUUCAACCAAGCACCAAGUUCAAAACUCAAACCCCCCAAAAUGAAACUGUUCAUUGUUGGUCUGGCUCUGUUUGCCGUGGCGUUCGCCCAGGAUGCCGAGGUGGAAACCUUGGAGGAAAUCGGAGAGAAGUACACCACCAAGUUCGACAAGAUCGACCUGGAUGACAUCCUGAAGUCGGAUCGCCUGUUCAAGAACUACUACAACUGCCUGAUGGAGGAGGGACCUUGCACCCCGGAGGGUAACUACCUGAAGCGUGUCCUGCCGGAAGCCCUGGAGAACAGCUGCAACAAGUGUAGCGAGAAGCAGCAGAAGGACAGCGUCAAGGCCAUCAAGUACCUGACCGAGAACCGCUCCGAAGCCUGGAAGGUGCUGAAGGCCAAGUACGACCCGGAGAACAAGUACGUCGAGAAGUACCUGACCGACGCCGAUGCCGAGGGAAUCAAGCUGUAAACAUCUGACCUUAUGUACGUCUCGUUAUACUCACGAUAUGGAACCCUCCUCUACACAACGCUUUCGAUACUCAAUGUAGUUGACGGCUCUGCAGUGCAGAGCAGCAGUGAUUACGAAU